AUGUUUCGUCUGAGCUUCGCACUGCUUGCUGCAGCUCUCGUCAAUUUUUCACAAGCCCAGAACGAGUCCGAGAUCGAAUCUGCAGUCCGGUUUCUAUUUCCAGAUAGUUACUGCUGCACUGUGUUAACCCUCAGCCCCGUAGCCAAGCAUGUCGCUUUUCCUGGACAAAGUUUAUACAAUACUAGUGUUGACUCGUAUUUCGAUGUCAAGAGUAAAUUGACGCCCAAUUGUAUUGUGCAACCGACUAGCGCAGAAGAAGUUGCUACAACAGUGAAGGUCCUCACAGCUGCCAGCCUUCUAAAGCCUUGCAAAUUCGCCGUACGAUCCGGUGGUCACACUCCGAUCCCGGGCUCUAACGACAUCGAGGACGGUGUGACCAUCGACCUGCAGCACAUGAACAGUACUACGUACAAUGCCCACACGCAAGUAGCAAGUAUUGGGCCAGGUGGACGAUGGGCCGGCGUAUACUCGACCCUUGAGCCGCUAGGACGAAUGGUCGCUGGCGGUCGUGGCUCUACCGUUGGUGUUGGCGGCUAUCUCAUAGGUGGUGGAAUAUCUCACUUUGCCCCUCGUGUUGGAUUGUCGUGUGACAACGUCGUCAACUUCCAGGUCGUCCUCGCUAGUGGACGCAUUGUGAAUGCCAACAAGAACACCAAUGCCGAUCUCUUUACUGCCCUCAAGGUAAACUAUAUUCUUGAAGUUAAAAAAACUUUCGAAAACGAGAAUCUAUGGGGAGGCAUCGUCACUUAUCCAGCGUCGACAGCCGAUCAGCAUUUCAAAUCUUUUGUUGAUUUCGGCUUGGACCCAAACCGCGACCCCAAUGCCGCGUUGAUUGUCUUCCAAGGCUAUUCGACUGCGAGCCCUACGAAUGUUGUGCGAGCUGCUUUCGAUUAUACGAAGCCUGUUGCUCGCCCAGAUGCCUACAAGGAGUUCUAUGCCAUCACCAACAACAUCAGCGAUACCACCAAAAUCCAACCCAUGAGCGCGGUCGCUGCAGAGUUCGGCAGCACUACCACUAGCAGGGUCCAAUUCCGCACUCUGUCUUUCAAACUCGACCUCGCUACUCUUCAAGAGACAGCCCGUCUCUAUGAAAUCAUGCUUGCAGAAAUUCAGGCGAAGGCAUCCGGCUCGUGGCGUAUCUCUUGCCUACAUCAAGUAUGGUCCACGCUUUACACCGCGAACAGCACAGCCAGGGGAGGCAACGUGCUUGGUAUGGAGCGGUAUACCGAGAACUUCGACAUGUAUCAGUCGUAUCUCUCUUGGUCUGAAGCCAAGGAUGAUGAGCUCUUCAUCAACCAAGGUCUCGCAUUGACCAACGGCAUUCAGAAGUUUACGGAGGAGCAUGACACUGCAGUGGAAUACCUUUACCUCAACUAUGCCGAUAAGGACCAAGAUCCUCUUUCCGCCUAUGGAGCUGAUAAGGUGGCGUUCAUGAAGAAGGUCGCAAAGAAGUACGACCCUCUAGGCAUCUACCAGAGGUUGCUUCCAGGAGGUUUCAGGAUUUCUAAUGUUUAG
Molecule: messenger RNA, 1515 nt
Organism: Didymosphaeria variabile
Lineage: Eukaryota; Fungi; Ascomycota; Dothideomycetes; Pleosporales; Didymosphaeriaceae
Exons: 4
Coding region: 1-1515 (504 amino acids)
Molecular function (GO): FAD binding
Source: RefSeq, a predicted model, not a curated record